CCGCGCGCGGUGCACGCUGGGAGCCCUGCCGGCCUCGCCGCCGCUUUUCCUGGAGGGUCGCGCGCCGGGAAUUCGUUCUAAAGGCAAAGAGAGAGAGAGAUGGCAAGGGGCGGGGCUCGGCUCGCGUUGCCUAGGAAACUCCUGCUGCUGCUGCCUGUGCUGGGGCUGGUGAGCGCGAGCGCCCCCUGGGGACUGGGCGCCUGGCGCUGCAGCUUCUCGUCCUCCUGCGAGUGCGACUUUCGGCCGGAGCUCAGCGGCCUGGAGUGCGCCUUGUCGGUCCACCUGUUUGGCCAGCCCUUGGCCAGAGAGCUCCUGGUGCGCGGCCUGAGGGCCUUCGUGGAGGACGCCGACCCCGCAAAGCCCCUGGUGAUGUCCUUCCACGGCUGGACCGGCACCGGAAAGACCUACGCCAGCGCCCUGGCUGUGCGCCACCUCCUCCGCGAAGGACUGCGCAGCCCCUUCGUCCACCGCUUCUCCCCCACGGUCCACUUCCCUCACGCCGAGCGGACAGAGCAGUACAAGAAAGACCUGAAGAGCUGGAUCCAAGGGAACUUAACCCUCUGCAGCCGGUCGGUGUUCCUCUUUGACGAAAUGGAUAAGAUGCCGCCAGGUCUGAUUGAUGCGAUCGUCCCAUUCCUGGGGCCUUCGUGGGUCGUGUUCGGCACCAACUACAGAAAAGCCAUCUUCAUUUUCAUUAGUAAUGCUGGUGGGGAGCAGAUUAACCGGAUGGCGCUGGACCUGUGGUGGGCCCGCAAAGACCGCGAGGAGAUCGACCUGAAAGACCUGGAAAAGUCCGUCUUGGAAGCUGCCUUUGAAAACCCCCAAAAUGGAUUUUGGAAGUCCGGGAUAAUUGAGCAAGGCCUCAUCGACCUCCUGGUGCCUUUCCUGCCCCUGAAGCAGCACCACGUCAAGCAAUGCGUGGCCAAUGAACUGGCCAGCCAAGGCCUCCAGAUGCGUCCGGACGUCGUCCAAGCUGUCGCCGACAGCCUCCCUUAUUUCCCGGAAGAAGAGAAAGUGUUCUCAUCCACAGGCUGCAAAAUGGUGGCGUCGCGGAUUCCCUACUACCUCUGACUCCUCUGGUGACGUUUCCCUCCCAAGUCCCACUGUUUGCUGACAAUGCUUCAGGAGUCUCUUUUGGCUCACAAAAAUGGAGGCUUUUCUAUGAGUGUGAGUUUUAAAACUUCAGUGUAGAGAUGGACUCUCCAUUUGCCCUGAUUCAGGAGCAAGGAAGAGGCAUUCUGCACUUUAUCAGAGUCUAAUUUACACUUUGCCCUGAGCCCUGUGAGGAUGUGGACUCUUUCGUUCAAAGGAGGAAACGCUAUCUAGGAUGCUUUUAUAACACUAUUCUAUAGCCUUUUUAAAACAGUGGCAGCUAUCACGCCCACUUUCCUUAACAUGACAUUCAGAUGCCUUAAUGUGAACUAAUCAACUUCGUUUUCUCCACUCUUCUUACCUCUGGUUCCUUAAAGAACAUUUUAAAACACACUGUGAUUUUGCUAUCAAUAUGCUGGAAGGCGAACUCAGGCUGGACUCUGCAGUUUGAACCUAAGCCUGAUAAAACUCUGGAGGUUUUAUUUCUUUCUUCUGUUGAAAUCUAGUAGUACUCAAAGGUGUUUCAAGAGCUGCCCCUUUUCAAUGCAAGUAAGGAAAAUCAUGCUCUCUAUGCCUUCGAUACAAAGCUGGUCCUGGAAAAACCUCUUCUGCAGACCCUUUUCUUGCACAAGGAAAAUGGGUUGCCACCAUCUUGAAGUGCCCAAGAAACCCACUGGCAAAGGAAGGUGCUAAGUGCAACUGUUCUGAUGGUUCUCUCUGUAGUAGGUUAGUGGUACAAGCUACAGCUACUUCUGAUUGCAGAGCUUGAGUAGAAGAGAAAGUGUCCUCCAUUUGAAGGUAUUUCCCCCAGACAUGGCCAGUUACUUGUGGAAAGGCAAGGUAAGAAACCUCACCUGUAAGCAUUGUCACCUGUUCCAAAAAUCCUUAGGGGUAAAUGCUGCUAAGAACAAUCUGCGAAUGAGAACCUAUUUCGUUGUUGUUGUUUUAUUGUAAAUAAAAAACACAGAAGAUA
Sceloporus undulatus (fence lizard) is the source of this 2065-nucleotide messenger RNA. It is a transcript of the gene TOR2A, whose product is annotated as torsin family 2 member A. Lineage: Eukaryota; Metazoa; Chordata; Lepidosauria; Squamata; Phrynosomatidae. Gene Ontology annotation, molecular function: ATP binding; ATP hydrolysis activity. The transcript has 5 exons. Gene Ontology annotation, cellular component: nuclear envelope; endoplasmic reticulum; endoplasmic reticulum lumen. The coding region runs from base 100 to 1071 and encodes 323 amino acids. The record is from RefSeq and is a predicted model, not a curated record.